AUGUUCUUUCACAACACACUUGCGAUCGCAGGUGCGAGCCUCGUCGCAUUUUCCGCAGCGCAAGGAACAUGGCCUACAAACAUUGUCGGAACAUGGUCAACAAAGUCGAAAUCGACAGUCACGGGACCGGGCUUCUAUGAUCCUCUAAACGACAAAAUGAUCGAACCAGCACACACGGGAAUCUCCUACUCCUUCACAGGCGACGGCCAUUACGAAACCGCAUACUACCGAGCGAUUGCGAAUCCUGUAAAUCCAGCUUGCCCAUCGGGAAUUAUGCAGUGGCAGCACGGAAGCUGGAUUCAAAACGCGAACGGCAGCCUCUCCCUUACGCCUAUUGCGGUGGAUGGACGACAACUCAUGAGUGAGCCCUGCAACGGCAAGACCGGAAUCUACACACGAUACAACCAGACUGAGCUGUUCAAGUGGUACGAAUACCUCAUCGAUCCUUACCACAAUAUACCACGUCUCAACCUCUACAAAUUCGACGGAAGCCCACUUCCUCCCAUGUACCUGAUCUACUCGCCGCCGCAGAUGCUACCCACGACAACUCUGCACCCCGCGUCCACAGCUUCGUCGACCGCCGCCGCAAAUGCCAAGCGUGGUCUUUCGCCCGAAGUCCCACCGAUCCUUUUGAGCUGGAGCUCUGACAGGCACGAUGAAGAUAUCGUGCACCGCAUCAACCCGGAGCGACUGUGGUGGGUCGGAUUGGCGUUCACUGGUGUUGGUGGACUGCUGUAUUUCGGACCGCGGAGAUUGGGCAUGACGCUCUGA
This is a messenger RNA of Dissoconium aciculare CBS 342.82, 771 nucleotides long. Its product is annotated as ROT1-like protein. The record is from RefSeq and is a predicted model, not a curated record. Bases 1 to 771 code for a protein of 256 amino acids. Gene Ontology annotation, biological process: 'de novo' protein folding. NCBI's taxonomy places the organism in Eukaryota, Fungi, Ascomycota, Dothideomycetes, Mycosphaerellales, Dissoconiaceae. Gene Ontology annotation, cellular component: endoplasmic reticulum membrane; endoplasmic reticulum. The transcript is spliced from 3 exons.